Hordeum vulgare subsp. vulgare (domesticated barley) is the source of this 825-nucleotide messenger RNA. RefSeq lists its product as uncharacterized. Bases 160 to 435 code for a protein of 91 amino acids. The transcript is spliced from 2 exons. NCBI's taxonomy places the organism in Eukaryota, Viridiplantae, Streptophyta, Magnoliopsida, Poales, Poaceae. The record is from RefSeq and is a predicted model, not a curated record.
GGUGGACACAUCCGGCGGUGCCGUUACAUAUAAUUGGCUAGGCAAAACACACAACGUCCUAUAUAAACACACAAGGAAACACAAAGGAAGAAGAACUACACGCACGCAAGCGUAGCUGACUAGCCUCCUGCCCCCUCCUGUACUAUACGGCUAUACGCCAUGGCCAUGCUGAAGAAGAACAGGAGCGCCCUCUGGUGCGGCUCCGUGGCCGCUGUCAUGGUGAUCAUGGCUACCACCCUCCUUCUCUCCUCGUGUGAUGCCCACAAAGAGAUCAAUGAGUCUGGUGCUCUUUUUGUGCCGGCGUCGUGCUACUCCAACUACUUCCCACACUGCACCGACCACCGGUGCAAGAAGUUCUGCGGCGGCGUGCAGGCGCCCCCGGUGCCCGGAGCCUUCUGCAACGACAGAAGCAACUGCUGCUGCCCCGUUAGUUGAGUUCCGUAGAAAUGAUUCAGCUAAGAAAUAAUUCAAGAUGCUAAGAAAUGUACUCGGGGAUGCUUUCACCGAACGUUGGCCAGGCUCAGCAAGGCGUUUUCUAAUCUUUUGUAAACAGGCUUUGGGUAAAUUGUUUGUCUUUUGAACGGGGGAGAGGAGGAUGCGACGGAGGUAAAGGUGCCCCUUCCCGAACCGGUGUGGUUCAGACGGAGUGCAGUCGGCAUGCAUGGAGCACCUUGCACCAAAACGGGAGGCAUGGGCGGGUGGUGCCGUAUGCCGUGUGCAGCAGUAGGAAAGAUGUAAGACUACUGUAGUUUCACAUCAAAUUUCACUGCUGGUUCUCCGGAAGACAUUGCACUCCAUUAAAUCGAAUACAUCUUUUUUUCUAAA